UGCAUUCACUUCUCACACUCUCUCGUUUAUAUUAAAAAAAAAACAAAUAAUUAAACCAUCGAUUCUCUCUCUUUCAUCAUCUUCUUCUUCUUCUUCUGUCUGCAGAGCUCGCAGGGAGAUAGAGAAAGAAAGGUUUAGAGUGCAGUGUGGGCGCACGGUGCUUCUCUAAUUUCUUAUCCUACGCCUUUCCGCCUUGUUUCUUAUCCUGCGCCUCUCCACCUUUUGUUCCUGUAUCUCAUGGACGCUUCUUCUCCAAGGAACAAAACAUCAUCUGGUUAUUUCUCACUAUAAAAUUCAAAGCGUUUUCCGCAUUGAAGAACCGCGUUUGCGUUUCGGAUCUUAAAUUAGCGUUUCUUGAAAUGCUCUGGAUCACGAGAUUCUCUGCAUUUUUCUCCGCCGCGAUGGCAGUGAUCAUCCUAUCUCCGUCGCUUCAGUCGUUUCCUCCCGCGGCGGCGAUCCGUUCGUCAUCGCAUCCGGAUCGGAGUUUAAUCUCAUCCUUCAGAAAAUCUCCGGCCUUCCGCAACGCCGACGACGAAUGCCUCUCCUCCGCCGCGGACUCCAACGUCUGCAACCCUUCCUUAGUCCACGUGGCGAUCACACUCGACGUCGUGUACCUGCGCGGCUCAAUCGCAGCCGUCAACUCCAUCCUCCAGCACUCGCUCUGCCCCGAGAACGUCUUCUUCCACUUCAUCGUCUCGGAGACGAACCUGGAGUCGCUGGUGCGGUCGACUUUUCAAGAACUCAAAUUCAAAGUUUACUAUUUUGCCCCCGAGACGGUUCGCGGUCUGAUCUCUUCCUCCGUGAGACAAGCACUGGAGCAGCCGUUGAAUUACGCUAGAAACUACCUCGCGGAGCUUCUCGAGGAUUGCGUUAGCCGGGUCAUAUACUUGGAUUCGGAUCUCAUCGUGGUCGACGACAUAGCCAAGCUCUGGAAAACGGGUCUGGGUCCGAGGAUAAUCGGAGCUCCGGAGUACUGCCACGCGAAUUUCACUAAAUACUUCACGGGAAGGUUCUGGUCGGAGGAGAGAUUCUCCGGGACGUUUCGAGGGAGGAGACCUUGUUACUUCAACACGGGAGUGAUGGUGAUAGAUCUCAAGAGGUGGAGACGUGGUGGGUACACGAGGCGUAUCGAGAAGUGGAUGGAGAUUCAGAGGACUGAGAGGAUCUACGACCUCGGCUCCCUCCCGCCCUUUCUCCUUGUUUUCGCCGGUCACGUCGCUCCCAUUCCGCAUAGGUGGAACCAGCAUGGUCUCGGUGGGGACAAUGUUAGAGGUAGCUGUCGUGAUUUGCAUCCUGGUCCGGUGAGCUUGCUUCAUUGGUCUGGUAGUGGCAAGCCGUGGUUAAGGCUUGACUCCAAACGUCCUUGUCCGUUAGAUGCUCUAUGGACGCCUUACGACCUGUAUCGACACUCGCUUUGACGAGCUACACAGCAUGCCAUUUGGUGUUAUAUUAUGAGGAGACUGGAGAAUAGAGGAAGUUUCAUCGGCUAUUUACCGGUUCGGAAGAAAAUCAGAAGGUAGCUUUUGUUUGUAGAAGAUGAAAACCCUUAACCGGGUAAAAUGGGUUUGGUUUAGCUAAACCGGAGACAAUUUGAGAUGUGGGGGUUGGAUCAUUUUUUGUUGGGGAAAAGAAAAAACAGAAUUAGGUUAUUCAUGUGGAUGAGACUUUGUUGUUCUUAUCAUUAAUUUGUUUUCCUUAUAUA
Messenger RNA from Raphanus sativus (radish), 1702 nucleotides. RefSeq names its product probable galacturonosyltransferase-like 6. Gene Ontology annotation, cellular component: Golgi apparatus. Lineage: Eukaryota; Viridiplantae; Streptophyta; Magnoliopsida; Brassicales; Brassicaceae. Gene Ontology annotation, molecular function: glycosyltransferase activity. The record is from RefSeq and is a predicted model, not a curated record. The transcript is spliced from 2 exons. Bases 360 to 1418 code for a protein of 352 amino acids.